AUGGCAGGCCGAGGUCGAGGGAGAAAAAAAUCUCAGCAGAAAAAGUCCACAAAAAGAAACAGUGCUCCUGUAGAAGAGCAGCAUGUAGAAGAACUUUCAACAGAGAAUGAUAGUGAUGAUCUGCCAGCACACGGAAUUGAGUCUGAUAAUCAGGGAACCGAUAAUCAGUCUGCAUCAUCUCAGGAGUGCCAACCACUGCCACCUGAUGAGCUAUGUUUCAAGAACACCGAGUUCACCCAGACGUGUAAGAUACAGAGGAAGUGUUAUGUGACCGAGACGGUGAAGUUUCUGAAGAAGGCUAGGUUUAAGCCUGAGCUCGAGUGGUUUGAAAACCACCCUCAGUUUUGCCAUUUUUUCCACAUGCCCGAUGAACCAAACUUGAAGCUGCAUGGUAUGUGGAUGCUUCUACUGCGCACUGUUCCUUUACAUGAGUCAGAGGACACAUCUUGGUUUGCUGUUAAUGGAGUGCCCAUUCGGUAUUCAAUGAGAGAGCAUGCUCUCAUCUCGGGAUUGGACUGCCAUGGCUACCCGGCUAAGUAUAAGAAGAUUGGAAGCUUUGCGUUUGUAGACAGGCAUUUCAAAUCACAUAAGGAGAUCACUAUGCUAUCUGUGAGAGAGAAGUUGUUGAGUAUGAGUGUGUGUGGGGAUCGACUCAAAAUGGCAGUGCUUUACUUCUUAGGCACGAUUAUCAGAGCGAGGGGAAGGUAUAAUGCCCCGUUCGACCCUUUCGUAUUAAGAAUCGUCAACGAUGUGGAGGUUUGUAAAACCUUUCCUUGGGGUCGGUUGACGUUUGAAGAUGCUCUCCGGUCCAUCACUCACGUGAUGAAGCAUCUGAAAGGGAAACCUAAGAAUAAUGUCAACUUUCCCGGGUUCAUAAUUCCUUUGGAGAUCCUGGCAUUUGAGUGUAUUCCAGCUCUGAAAGCACGAUUAAGAGAAGGCGUAGAAGGCUGUAUGAGUAAGUGUCCGAGGAUGUGUAAAAAGCGGUUCCAAAGUAACAGCAUGAAGGGUUAUCCUCUUGAGGAUUUGUACGACACACUAGGAGAAAUUAAGGUUAUUGAAAGUGUUCUUGUUCCUACUGUUGAUGAGGAACCUCUCAUGGCACGCUUAAUGGAUGGGGAGCCAGACUAUAAAAAUGAAGAAGGCGUGAGUAAUUUGUGGAGCACGUGGUUGACUGUUAAGGAGAAGCCUAUCUUUUGGCAAGAACUCUAUGAGUUAGAUGUGGCUGCAAGGGAGUUUCCUCAGAAGAAAGACAAAAGGAAAGUGCAUGAAGAAGCAUCCUCCUCUAAUACAAGUUUGGAGGACGUUUUGAAAGGGUUUGAAGAGAGGUUGAUGACAAGUUUGAGUGAAGUAAAUGGGAAGGUGGAAAAAAUGAACAAGAGGCUUGGGAAGAUUGAACGUUGCCAAGUUGUUUUAAAAAAGAGGUGUAAAAGGAUGAAGACAAUGGAGAAGAAGCUUGAGAAGAUUGAAGAUUGCCAAUAUUAUUUAAAAAAGAAGGCCAAGAAGGUGGAGAAAGAAAUGAAGGAAAUGAAAGAGAAGAGGAGGAUAAGGAGAACAAUGACGUGGAAUGACAGCAAUGGAGCGGACGCAACAACCAAAGAACCUGAAGAUGCAGAUAUGGUUGAAAAUACAGAGGUGGUAGAAGAGAAAGAGAGUGAAGAAGACGCUCAGAAGGACGAUAGAGGUUCUGAGGAAGAGACAUAA
Molecule: messenger RNA, 1701 nt
Organism: Brassica napus (rape)
Lineage: Eukaryota; Viridiplantae; Streptophyta; Magnoliopsida; Brassicales; Brassicaceae
Exons: 5
Coding region: 1-1701 (566 amino acids)
Source: RefSeq, a predicted model, not a curated record